This is a messenger RNA of Cylicocyclus nassatus, 410 nucleotides long. NCBI's taxonomy places the organism in Eukaryota, Metazoa, Nematoda, Chromadorea, Rhabditida, Strongylidae. The record is from the annotation of a GenBank genome assembly.
AUGUUUUCAUUGAUGAUGGUGGUUCUUCAAACAGAUAUUAUCAAACUGCGGAAUGAAAUUUCAAUCCAAACUGAUUUUGCAAGAAUUCAAAUCCGAUACAAACUCCAAAUGACAACUCUUUUACUCCCAGUUCUUGUUGUCCUAUUGGCUUUGAACGCCGUCGCUCCACAAACAAGCAGUGUAAGAACCACUACGAGUGGGGAGAGUGAUGAAGCAGACUACAGAACAUCUAUAAGAACAACAACCAGUGGAGAAAGCGACGAAUUUACCUCUCGUAACCCAACCAGAACCACAACGAGUGGAGAAGACAGCAGUGAAUACACUACUCGUUAGUGAGAAGCACCAACAGCAGAAAAACUCUGGGACCACUCACUAUUCGUGGACAGUGCAAACUUAUGUAGAUUUUAUCU